AUGGCUUUGGAAGACAAUGGUUCUGAUGACUACACACAGGAUGGGACUGUGGAUCUCAAAGGGAACCCUGUCCGCAGAUCCAAACGAGGUGGAUGGACUGCUUGUUCCUUUGUUGUUGUAUAUGAGGUGUUUGAACGGAUGGCUUUCCAUGGCAUAUCAGCAAAUUUGGUGCUUUAUCUCACCAAGAAGCUCCACCAGGGCACAGUGACGUCAGCCAAUAAUGUCACCAACUGGGUUGGGACAGUUUGGAUGACUCCAAUCUUGGUAUAUGAGGUGUUUGAACGGAUGGCUUUCCAUGGCAUAUCAGCAAAUUUGGUGCUUUAUCUCACCAAGAAGCUCCACCAGGGCACAGUCACGUCAGCCAAUAAUGUCACCAACUGGGUUGGGACAGUUUGGAUGACUCCAAUCUUGGGUGCAUACGUAGCUGACGCCCAUUUAGGACGGUAUUGGACCUUUGUCAUCGCAUCUGCAAUCUAUUCUGUGGGAAUGUCUGUUCUAACACUAUCAGUUUCAAUCCCUGGACUAAAGCCCCCUCACUGUGUGGAUCCAAAUGUAGAGAAUUGCAAGAAGGCAUCCACAAUACAACUAGCUGUAUUUUAUGGUGCCCUCUACACACUGGCUAUAGGUACCGGUGGGACAAAGCCGAACAUCUCGACCAUCGGAGCCGACCAAUUCGACGAUUUCGAACCAAAGGAGAAAGUUCACAAGCUCUCCUUCUUCAACUGGUGGAUGUUCAGCAUCUUCUUUGGGACACUGUUUUCCAACACAAUUCUUGUGUACAUACAAGACAAUGUGGGCUGGACCCUGGGUUACGGGCUUCCCACCGUGGGCCUUGCAAUAUCAAUACUGAUCUUCUUGGCGGGCACGCCAUUUUAUCGACACAAGGUGCCCACUGGGAGUCCCUUCACAAGGAUGGCUAGGGUUCUAGUGGCUGCCGUAAGGAAGUGGAGGCUACCCCUUCCUGCUGACCCUAAAGAACUCUAUGAGCUUGAUUUUGAAGAAUACACCAAGAAGGGAAAGUUUAGGAUUGACUCCACACCCACCUUAAGGUUCCUCAACAAAGCUUGUGUUAAAACAGGAUCAACCAAUCCAUGGAUUUUGUGUUCAGUAACUCAAGUCGAGGAAACCAAGCAAAUGUUGCGAAUGAUACCAAUCUGGGUGGCCACAUUUGUUCCAAGCACAAUGAUUGCUCAAAUUAAUACCCUUUUUGUCAAGCAAGGGACCCUUCUCAACCGAAACAUCGGUAGCUUCAAAAUUCCUCCGGCAAGUUUAUCCGCGUUUGUAACGAUCUCCAUGCUCGUCUGCAUCGUGUCAUAUGAUCGAGUCUUUGUUCCAAUCAUGAGGAAAUUGACCAAGAACCCUAGAGGCAUCACUCUCCUCCAAAGAAUGGGAGUUGGUAUUGUCCUCCACAUUACUAUCAUGACAGUUGCUUCAUUAAGUGAGAUGCAUAGGCUUAAUGUGGCCAAGGACCAUGGUCUAGUCAAAAAUGGAAAGCCGGGAAUGUCUGUUCUAACACUAUCAGUUUCAAUCCCUGGACUAAAGCCCCCUCACUGUGUGGAUCCAAAUGUAGAGAAUUGCAAGAAGGCAUCCACAAUACAACUAGCUGUAUUUUAUGGUGCCCUCUACACACUGGCUAUAGGUACCGGUGGGACAAAGCCGAACAUCUCGACCAUCGGAGCCGACCAAUUCGACGAUUUCGAACCAAAGGAGAAAGUUCACAAGCUCUCCUUCUUCAACUGGUGGAUGUUCAGCAUCUUCUUUGGGACACUGUUUUCCAACACAAUUCUUGUGUACAUACAAGACAAUGUGGGCUGGACCCUGGGUUACGGGCUUCCCACCGUGGGCCUUGCAAUAUCAAUACUGAUCUUCUUGGCGGGCACGCCAUUUUAUCGACACAAGGUGCCCACUGGGAGUCCCUUCACAAGGAUGGCUAGGGUUAUAGUGGCUGCCCUAAGGAAGUGGAGGGUGACNGUAUCGUUUCUAAUCGAUCCCAAAAAUAGGAACCAUCCUAAAUUUUUACUAUGUACACACACAUUAUCACAAAGUUUGUAA
This is a messenger RNA of Ilex paraguariensis (yerba mate), 2052 nucleotides long. The record is from the annotation of a GenBank genome assembly. NCBI's taxonomy places the organism in Eukaryota, Viridiplantae, Streptophyta, Magnoliopsida, Aquifoliales, Aquifoliaceae.